UAACAACUCACUUGCCACCUGUCCUCUGCAAGUCUCCUGUUUCUCUUUCUUACACAAACAAACAACGUAGUAUAAACACGCGGUAAUAAAAAUGGGGUCAAUGUUCAGUUCAAGCAGCAGCAGCAAAGAAGAGAUAAACAUGGCUCUCGCUAAAGCCAAAGACAUCGUCUCCUCCACUCCCGUCGUCGUCUUCAGCAAAACCUGGUGUGGAUUUUGUAAGAGUGUCGAGCAAUUGCUUUCCCAGCUAGGCGCAAGUUACAAAGUCAUUGAAUUGGAUGAGGAAAGUGACGGGGACGACAUUCAAGCAGCUCUUGCACAGUGGACUGGGCAGAGGACUGUCCCAAAUGUGUUCAUAGGUGGAAAGCACGUUGGUGGCUGUGAUGAUGUUACAAAGAAACACCGAGAAGGCAAGCUAGUUCCCCUGCUAACUGAAGCAGGUGCAAUUGCCAACAACUCUGCCCUUCUUUAAAAUUAUAUACAGUAGACUGCGCAGAUGAAUAAAAUUUGAUAAUGUCGAUGUACCAGAUGAUAUGUAAUGCUCUGUAACGUUGUAAUAUGAGUGAUUUGGUUGCUCUA
Daucus carota subsp. sativus is the source of this 576-nucleotide messenger RNA. RefSeq names its product glutaredoxin. Lineage: Eukaryota; Viridiplantae; Streptophyta; Magnoliopsida; Apiales; Apiaceae. Gene Ontology annotation, cellular component: cytoplasm. Gene Ontology annotation, molecular function: glutathione disulfide oxidoreductase activity. Bases 92 to 469 code for a protein of 125 amino acids. The transcript is spliced from 4 exons. Gene Ontology annotation, biological process: cellular response to oxidative stress. The record is from RefSeq and is a predicted model, not a curated record.